UCUGUUCGUCGCUCUGUUCUUUCUGAUCUCGCUUAUGGGGUUAAGUGGAAGGCUUUAGGCUUUGGUGGUGCUUAUUACACGCAAAUUCUCCGGCCAUGCGGCACCACGGCGCUCAGCUGGCACUUCGCUUCGCUCGCCGAACCCUUCAAUCAAGCCUCUUUGGCGAAUUGCCUGCCGCCGCAUUUAACCGUUCAGGGCGAUGGUCCUCUGCUGGGAUAUGUACCUCGUCAAGGGUUCUCGGUGAUUUGAAUUGGCUGACAGAUGAGUGGGUGAGUGGCCGUUGCAGUGGAAAUAUUCCAGGGAAGUGCUGUCAAAAGAGGUUUUUCCAUGGAACAAAAGUAAUGUCGGUGAGAGAUUAUUAUGAUGUUCUUGGAGUGAGUAAAAAUGCAACUGCUUCAGAUAUCAAGAAGGCAUACUAUGCGAUUGCGAAAAAGCUUCAUCCUGAUACAAAUAAAGAUGAUCCUGAUGCUGAUAGCAAGUUUCAAGAAGUUCAACGUGCUUAUGAGGUCCUAAAGGAUGAUGAAAAGAGAUCUAUUUAUGACCAGGUUGGUCCUGAUGCCUUCGAGCAAGCUGCAUCAGGUGGUGGUCCUGGAUUUGGGAGCCCGUUUGAUGAUUUCUUCUCUCAUGGUGACAUGAAUGAUAUCUUUAAAAGCAUGUUCAGAGAUGGCGAGUUCAGUGGAGAAGAUGUAAAGGUUUCUCUUGAAAUAUCAUUCAUGGAAGCUAUCCAAGGGUGCACCAAAACAUUGUCAUUUCAAACUUCGCUUACUUGUGAAGCUUGUGGUGGGAGUGGUGUGCCGUCUGGAACCAAGCCUGAAACUUGUCGAGCAUGCCGAGGCUCAGGAUCUAUAUUCAUGCAAAAUGGGCCUUUUAGGAUGAUGUCAACCUGUUCGAUUUGUGGUGGUUCUGGGAAAAUGAUGAAGAAUCUCUGCCGAACAUGCAAAGGCCAGAAAGUUGUAAAAGGCACAAAAUCAGUCAAACUGGACAUCAUGCCCGGGGUUGAUGAUAAUGAUACAAUAAAAGUUUAUGGAAGUGGUGGUGCAGAUCCUGACCGAAAUAAGCCUCUUGAUCUUUAUGUCACUAUAAAGGUCCGGCAAGAUCCAGUUCUCAGGAGAGAGAAGUCUGAUAUACAUGUGGAUGCUGUUCUAAAUGUCACUCAGGCUAUAUUGGGAGGUACUGUUAAUGUCCCAUCCCUUACUGGAGAAGUUGUUCUUAAGGUUCGGCCAGGAACUCAACCAGGUCAAAAGGUUAUUUUAAAAGGGAAAGGCAUAAAGACAAGGAAUUCUGCUUUCUAUGGAAACCAAUACGUUCAUUUCAACGUUACAAUACCAUCAAACCUGACUGAGAGGCAGCGUGCUCUAAUUGAGGAGUUUGCCAAAGAGGAACACACAGAAGAUGAUAAGGUUGCUGUAGCUGCUGCAUCCUCAAGAUGAGUUCUUUCCACAUAUACAUGUAUAUGUAAGUCAUAAUUAUGGGAUAUUUAUUGUAGCAAUUUAGCAUUAUAUUUGUCUUUUCCUUCAAAAGCUUACUUGCUACAUUUUGUAGCCAUUUUUUUUUCCAUUAAAAAUGUUAUUAAACUAAGGCCUUCAAAGUUGCCUUUGUGACUUGUACAUAUAGGCUAAAUUAGGCUGGUAGAAAUUUGUGAAGGCCUUAGAGAUGGAAUUUGGAUUUAUAAAAUCUUCUUUCUUUAAA
Dendrobium catenatum is the source of this 1689-nucleotide messenger RNA. Its product is annotated as chaperone protein dnaJ GFA2, mitochondrial. Gene Ontology annotation, molecular function: ATP binding; heat shock protein binding. The coding region runs from base 96 to 1430 and encodes 444 amino acids. Gene Ontology annotation, cellular component: cytoplasm. Lineage: Eukaryota; Viridiplantae; Streptophyta; Magnoliopsida; Asparagales; Orchidaceae. The transcript is spliced from 18 exons. Gene Ontology annotation, biological process: protein refolding; response to heat. The record is from RefSeq and is a predicted model, not a curated record.